AUGGUAGUUAAAUGCACAUUUGAAGAUUGUAACAAGACAUUUACAUGCAAAGCCAAUCUAAAUGACCAUAUCAAUGUACACAUGGGAAUAAAGCCGUUUACAUGCGAAAUUUGCCAAAAAUCAUUCUCAUGUAAACGGUAUCUCAAAUCUCACCAUCAAUCACAUGGAAACCCCAUUAGGUGUGAGCAAUGUGGUAAGCUUUUCACUAGAAAGUAUAAAUUGAAGGUACAUUCAGAAAAAUACUGUUUAAAAAUUUACAAGUGUUCUUUCUGUUUGAAAAUUUACAAAAAAAAAGGGUGUUAUGAGGAACAUGUGAAAGACUGUAGGAAGAAAUUAAGUAAAAAAGUAUCUUCUAAAAUGGAUACAUGUAAAAGAAAAUCAUCUAAAAUAGUUGCAUGCGAAAUUUGCCGGUCUGAAUAUAGUGGAAAAAAGAAUUUAAUAGCACACAUAAAGGCCAAACAUGAAAACGUGAGAUUCAAAUGUAAAUUUUGUGAAAAGUUAUUUGUAUACAACUGCUCGAUGAUAAAGCACAUGAAAAAAGCACACAGUGGAAAUUUAGAAAAGCAUUUGAACAUAUAA
Messenger RNA from Vittaforma corneae ATCC 50505, 579 nucleotides. RefSeq lists its product as uncharacterized. The transcript has a single exon. Gene Ontology annotation, cellular component: nucleus. Lineage: Eukaryota; Fungi; Microsporidia; Nosematidae. The coding region runs from base 1 to 579 and encodes 192 amino acids. The record is from RefSeq and is a predicted model, not a curated record.